AGCAUGGGCGACGCGGCGCAACCCUUCGAGACGGCGCUGCUCUUCGCCCUGGACGACCUGGCGGGCGACAACUUCAGGCGCUUCAAGCAGCAGCUGGGCGUCGUGCGCGUGGAGGAGGGCCGGGCGCGCAUCCCGCGCGGCCGCCUGGAGCGCGCGGACACCCUGGACGCGGCGCGGCUGCUGCUGGAGGCCUACGGCGAGGAGGGCGCCCUGGACGUGGCCGUCCGCGCCCUGCGCGGCGCCAACCUGCGCGACUCGGCCAGCGCGCUCCUGCAGUGGCGCCGCGGCGAGCAACGCUAGGAGAGCCGUCCCUGAACACGCGCCCGGCUUGGGCGGCCCACGCUUUGCACCCCAUCAUGUGCCAAGUGCAGCCUCCAGCCGAGUGCCGGCGCCCACCCGGACUCUGCACCACCCCGGCCUCCUGACCGACCGGCACUGCCUCCUCCCAUUGCCCGCCGGGAUCCUGAGCACGCUUCUUGAAGAGGCCACCCUUGCCCCGCCACGGCAGUGCCCUCUGCUGCAUUUGGCUGGUUCGCCUGCCUGCUUCUUGCAAUAAAGACGAAGCUGUGA
Messenger RNA from Varanus komodoensis (Komodo dragon), 570 nucleotides. RefSeq names its product apoptosis-associated speck-like protein containing a CARD. The record is from RefSeq and is a predicted model, not a curated record. Lineage: Eukaryota; Metazoa; Chordata; Lepidosauria; Squamata; Varanidae. The transcript has 2 exons. The coding region runs from base 4 to 300 and encodes 98 amino acids.